AUAAUUGGACUGUUCUAAUGUUAAAUUGGAAAAUCGUAUGACAAAUGAUAGUUUGGUUGGGGUAUAAAAGCACCUGCAAAACACUGAGAGACAAAAAGUAUUUCUUUUCAUUAGUUUGAAAAGUGUUACAAAUAUAAAACAGUGUUACUUAAUUUGAGUUUUGUUUCACGGCUUCUGCAAGAAUAUGAAGUUCUGUGUUAUUGGAUUUGUAAUUAUCUUGAAUUUUGCAAUUAGUUUCGCUAAAUUAGCCCCAGUCCUGCGGGCAUGUUCUACAAGCGAUCCCCAGUAUGAAAAAUGUGUUCGAGGGGUCAUAGAAAGCAUUCGACCUAACAUUAUUUCGGGUAAUUUCGGUGAAGGUCAUCCGAAGGCACCCCCGCUGGAACCGUUUUCGAUACCGAAACUAAACAUCGAACACGGGGCCAGUUUCCGGGUUAAGCUGACCAACACCGUGAUCAGAGGAUUGGGCGGUUUUGUGCUGGGCCGUGUCAGAUUCAGCACAGAAGAUAGGGUGAUCAACAUUACCUUGAAAGAACCAACAAUUUCCUUAAAAGGACAGUACGAUCUGAACAUGAAAGUUGCCAUCAUGGAUGUCUAUGGAAAAGGCGAUCUGGCAGUAAAUUUGAAUAACACGAUCGUAAACCUCCAGCUCAGUUACGACAUCGGAAAGGAUCAAACCAUUCAGGUGCGGGCAAUCGUGGUCAAGUUGCGAUUUGACAAGGUUCGUGUCCAACUGAAAAACCUCUUCGACGGUGACAAAGCAAUGGGAAAGAUGGCUAAUGAUGUAGUCAAUAAAAACCCGGACAUGCUGCUGAACGAGGUGGGUCCGGAACUUGAGGGCUUUUUGGGAAAGCUUUUCACCGAAAUUGCCAACACCGUGAUCGGGGGAGCAACCGUGCAGGAGUUGUUGCCACCUUAGAAUUGAGUCCGUGCGGUCCCACGUGGAUAACUUUAUUUUUCGAGAGAAAAAGGGAAAAAUGCAAUUAACAGCCACAGAUCGGAUAAAAAACUUGAAUAAAUAUUUCCAUGAAUUAUUUUCAAAGCCGUCAAGCAACAAAA
Molecule: messenger RNA, 1056 nt
Organism: Culex quinquefasciatus (southern house mosquito)
Lineage: Eukaryota; Metazoa; Arthropoda; Insecta; Diptera; Culicidae
Product: protein takeout
Exons: 4
Coding region: 185-916 (243 amino acids)
Source: RefSeq, a predicted model, not a curated record